CGGCAGAAAUAAUUAAAUCAGUCUCGAUAUUAUUUUCAUGGAAGAAGUUGUCUCGUUUUAAAUUUGGAAUAAUGUUUUAAGAACAAUUUAAAUUCAUUUGUUUUGAAUAGUGAUUUAUUUAUAGGAUACUGUUUAAAGAUGGCCAAUGUUGCAUUUCUUAUCUUCUUAUUUGGCCUAUGUCAAGCACAAGUAAAAGAUACGGACGAGGAUCUAGCAACCCUACUUCAACAGAUAUUCGGAACAGCACCAACAACCAACAUAUCUGGUCCUCCAUCUACAACUGUACCAAGUCCAAUUCAAAAAGAAGAAGAUGUUCUAAUGACAAGCAUAUCCCAUUGCGACACGGCUGAUGGCAAAGCAGGUAGGUGCACCAUACCUUCGGGUUGCAAGAAAAGACUCUCACCGCUAAGGAAAAGUGAUAGAGGCCUUUGUAUUCGAUCUGAUGAAAUUUGUUGUGAUGUUAAUGACAUAUUGACCGGAGUUGAAACUGAUGUGAAAACUGGAUGCGGUUGGCGUAACGGCGAUGACACACAGAUCCGUUCGAAUAGUGAUCGGACUGAAUUUGCCGAGUUCCCUUGGAUAGUUGCUGUACUCAAGGUAGUGCCUGUGAAUCCUGAAAAGCCUGAAGGUAGUAAGAUGUAUCUAUACACUUGCGGAGGCUCAGUGAUACAUCCUAGGGUAGUAAUUACUACCGCACACAAUGUUUACCAAAAGAAUAUAAAACUUCGCGCUCGUGCCGGUGAAUGGAAUACAACGUCUGAAGACGAAGUCCUACCAUAUCAAGACAGGAAUGUUGAGAGAGUAAUUGUUCAUGAACUUUUUAAUACUACGAGAUCCAACUUAUUCAAUGAUGUAGCCCUUUUAGUACUAGAUAAGCCUUUAGAUUUUGUUCUAAAUGUGAAACCUAUUUGCCUGCCACCCGCUGGUAGGCGAGUUGUUGACGGCACCAGAUGUUUCUCUGCUGGCUGGGGAAAGAAACAAUUCGGUAAAGCAGGCGCUUAUCAAACAGUACUUAAAAAGGUGGAAAUCCCAGUUAUAGACAGAAGUAAAUGUCAAAGGGAACUUCGUAAGACUAGAUUAGGGCCUUUAUUUAGACUGCAUAGUUCGUUUAUGUGCGCGGGAGGAGAACUAAACAAGGAUACGUGUACUGGAGACGGUGGUUCACCUCUGAUGUGCCCUGUGGAGGGUCAGGUUGGUAGGUACACCGCAUCAGGUAUGGUCGCGUGGGGUCUUGGUUGUGGUGAUGAGGUGCCAGCUGUUUACGCCGAUGUUGGCGCGCUCCGGCCUUGGAUUGAUUCCAAGAUGGCGGAACUCGGCUUCGGUCAGGACACCUAUACUCAUUGAAUAAAGAUUUUUUUUACAAAAAAAUAAAA
This is a messenger RNA of Papilio xuthus (Asian swallowtail), 1373 nucleotides long. The record is from RefSeq and is a predicted model, not a curated record. Lineage: Eukaryota; Metazoa; Arthropoda; Insecta; Lepidoptera; Papilionidae.